AUGUCCUACAUGGCCUCCCGCGUCGCCGCAAAUCAAGCAGCCUACUCCGCUGCCUUCCCAUCACCAUCAGGCUACGCCGCCAACCGCGGCCCGAUCUACGGCGAUACCUAUAGCCCGAACUCCGCCACCGCGAUGGGCUUCGGCUACGGCAGCCGUCCUUCUACCUCCUACGGUCCGGGCAGGACAACCUGGAACGACGGCCUUUACUACCCCUCCGGCUCUCCAAGCGCGGAUGCCCUGCGUGGCGCGGCGGACAUGGCUGUCACAGCGGCACGUAGGGCGUGGAACCCGAACGGGUACAUCCCCGGCGGCGGCGACAACGGCAGUGGCCCGAGUAGUGGGUUUGGCGAUGGAUGGGGAGGUCCCAACGGCCCGAUCCCGAUGGGCCUGGCGGGUUCAGGCUGGCCUGGUAUUACGCCUGGCACUUCUUACGGCCCCACCCGUAACGCAAACGGACACAAUGGGACGAAUGGGCAUGGGGAUGGUAGUUACCAACGAAACGGCAAUGCUUGGGGCCACGGAGGCUACAACGGCAAUGCGUGGGGCCAUGGCGGCAGUGGCAAUGGUCAAGGCCCUCUGUCCUGA
Messenger RNA from Colletotrichum spaethianum, 585 nucleotides. RefSeq lists its product as uncharacterized. The coding region runs from base 1 to 585 and encodes 194 amino acids. The record is from RefSeq and is a predicted model, not a curated record. The transcript has a single exon. NCBI's taxonomy places the organism in Eukaryota, Fungi, Ascomycota, Sordariomycetes, Glomerellales, Glomerellaceae.